Molecule: messenger RNA, 1660 nt
Organism: Magallana angulata
Lineage: Eukaryota; Metazoa; Mollusca; Bivalvia; Ostreida; Ostreidae
Product: mucin-2-like
Exons: 8
Coding region: 518-1660 (380 amino acids)
Source: RefSeq, a predicted model, not a curated record
GAUCUCGUUACACCUCUGUCAGCGUUUCAAAAGUAGCAAAUUUAUUCGACGUGUAAUUUUUUUUCAUGAAUAAAAAGGUAAAGCUAAGAAAUAGUUUAUGAAAUAAGAAAUAGUUUAUGAAAUAAGGUGGAAAUGAUUGACAAGCACGUAUUCUGUAAAUUCUUUGAUUCUAUAUGAAUUGUGCACAUAUUUCUUGAUCCACCACUGAUUCUUAGUGUACUCGAACUUGACAUCCAAGUAUUUUCUAAUUUUUGCUACUAAAGGUAAACGCUUAUUUUGACUCUUUACAAUAACGAAAAGUUGACAGGAGCGGGGUAUGAUUGGGGAUAGGAACGAUAACUCUGAACAUAAAUGUAAUUCGGGCUCGAGAUUCUGACUACUCCGCCAUUUCCGCUGGUGAAAAAAAAAAAUUUGGAACUUAAAUGUAAUCACCUGUCGAGCUUUGAAAAUUGAAGAGAAAAAAUAUUAUAAAGAUUGUUGUCUUGUUUUAGCAUCCAUUAGGGUACCUAAGAGACAGAUGUCGACAGGAGGAAUUGAAACAAAAGGUGUGCCAUCCACAUCAAUUCGCACCCACACCGAGGUCUCCACCAAUGGCGGUGCUAGCUUUUCCACAGACACCCCCACUUACAACACUGAGACCCCCACCAAAAAGAGUUUGUCCACUGUGACCUCUACCACGACCCUGGCUUAUCAGACUACUUUAGUUGAUGCAUCCAUUGGGGUACGUAAGAGACAGAUGUCGACAGGAGGAAUUGAAACAAAAGGUGUGCCAUCCACAUCAAUUCGCACCCACACUGAGGUCUCCACCAAUGGCGGUUCUAGCUUUUCCACAGACACCCCCACUUACAACACUGAGACCCCCACCAAAACAAGUUUGUCCACUGGGACCUCUACCAUGACCCUGGCUUAUCAGACUACUUUAGUUGAUGCAUCCAUUGGGGUACGUAAGAGACAGAUGUCGACAGGAGGAAUUGAAACAAAAGGUGUGCCAUCCACAUCAAUUCGAACUCGCACCGAGACCUCCACCAAUGGCGGUUCUAGCUUUUUCACAGACACCCCCACUUAUACCACCAAAAAGAGUUUGUCCACUGGGACCUCUACCAUGACCCUGGCAUAUCAGACUAUUUUAGAUGAUGAUUCCAAAAAGCAAGACAACCUCUUCAUGGACCCCGAGUGGAAAGGAAUGUUGGUGUGGUCAAUCUUGAUGACCAUUCUCAUCAUACUAAUAUUGCUGAAAAGAUGGUUGCAAGCAAAAUGUCGAAAUUGUGCACAUACCCGACCUGAACAACUAGCUACCACUGAACAACCAGCUACAAUACCUUCAGCAACAUCAACACCAGCACCAACUUCCUCACCAGAAAUUGUACACCUAAACCCAGCAUUCUCUCCGUUGUCAUUCACUCCUCCUUCCUUGGCCACGACCCCAAGCACCAUAACCUCAACCCCACCAGACACUGCACAAUGCUUAACUUCAGCACUCACGAGUCGGUCAACUCCACCCGCUUCACCAGCUGAAAGCAUAGAAAUGCAAACCCCGCCAUCACUUGCCACAACCCCUGAAACACCAUCCACGGUGACCUCAACCAAACCUCUGCUAAGUCAAACAUCAGUCUCUGACAACACAAGGUCCAAGACGGCAAAGAGGCAACUUAACUUGUAA